AUGAUGGAACCCUCUGAAGACUCAUUUGAGACGAUGAUGGAGCGUAAGAAUCCAUCAUCAAAACAAAUGGAGUCCUCCGAGGGCUCACCCAACAGCGCCGGGCAGGCGGCGGGCCGCGGAGCGCAGGCGGAGGGGGCGGCGGCGGGCGCCGCCCAGGCCGGGGAAGAGCUGCCCACUGACCUCCUCCAAGACAUGGAGGGGCCAUCCAGUGGCCCGCAUACGGAAAUUAAGGACCCACCCAAUGACCUACUCCAAGACCUGGAGGAGUCACGCAACGCUUCCCAGCAGGGGGCAGCGGGGGGUCCGCUGGGCGGGGCGCCUGAGGAGGAAGAAGAGGCCGAGGUUAACGCGUGGGACGCCCCGGACGACGACGACAGCACUGACCUGGCCGAGUCGGGGGCCGAAGGGGCCGAAGGAGGGGCCGAAGGAGGGGCCGAAGGAGGGGCCGCGGGGCCCGGUGGCGCGCAGGCGGCCGCGGGCGACACCACGUCGGAGUUCCUGGGCCUGGUGCGCACCCUCAUCUCGCUCUACUUCCGCAUGCAGGACCUGCGGGAGCAGCAGAGGGUGGCCGAAGACAUCCUGCUGCGGGCUGUCACCGCCGGCCACAUGCCCGGCCCGCCGCAGUUCUCGGGCGACCGCCGCGAGUACCGGGAGUUCAUCGUGCUGUGCCAGCUCGUCCUGCAGAGCUGCCCGCGCAUGUUCUGUGACGACCAGCUGCGCGUGGCCUACAUCGUGGGCCACCUGUCGGGCAUGGCCCGCGAGUGGGCGCAGGCCCUGAUGCAGCGCGAGAGCCCGCUGGCCGGCGACUUCCCGGCCUUCCUGGAGGCCAUGUCCGAGGUGUUCGAGUACCGGCAGACCGUGCGCAUCGCCGAGGACGCCAUGUUCAACCUGCGCCAGGGGGACCGCGCCGCCAUCGAGUACAUCACCGAGUUCCGCGGGCUGGUGCCCACCCUGGGCUGGGCCGACGAGGUCCUGCAGGCCCACCUGUGCCAGGGCCUCAAGGAGGAGAUCCGCCACUACCUGUUCCGCGUCCCGCAGCCCGACUCGCUGGACAGCCUCAUCGUGCUCGUCCUGCAGAUCGAGGAGAAGCUGGCCGAGCGCCGGGCCGUGCUGCGGCUGCCCCCCGAGAGCCGCCCCCGCAACCUGACCUGGAUCGACUCACCUGCGCCCGAGCGCUGGAUGGUCAGCAGCUGGCUGCCCUCCGAGGUGCACCCCGCCAUCAACCGCAACCACCUCUUCCUGCUGCUCCUGGUGCGGGUCAACCCCUACCACAGCGUGGCCGUGCGGGCGCUGGUGGACUCGGGCGCCACCAGCAACUACAUGGACGAGAGGUUCGCCCAGGAGCACUACGUGGAGCUGUACGAGAAGACCUACCCGCACCCGGUGCAGACCAUGGACGGCUCCCUCAUCGGCAGCGAGCCCGUGUGGCUCUACACCGAGCCCCUGGUGUGCAUCCACCAGAACCACCAGGAGUCGCUGGAGUUCGACAUCGUGCCCUCGCCCAACUUCUCGGUCAUCCUGGGCAUCAAGUGGCUCCAAGUGCACACCCCGGAAGUCGACUGGAACCGCGGCCGCUGCACCUUCCACUCGCCCUACUGCCUGAGCCACUGCCUCCGCCCGCCGCCCCCAUGCGUGGCCCUGGAGAGACAUGCAGUGAGCCUGCUGCCCGGCCUGCCGCCCCUCUACUCCGACCUGGCCGACGUGUUUAACCCGAAGGAAGCAGAUGAUGAGACAUCCGACCAGCCAAGCUCAGACGGAUCCGAUGAUCUUUCUGAAUCAGAGCCCUCUGAGCUUCAGCAGGCUGGAGACAGUGAUCACAGCGAGACGUUCUACGAGUGCUCGCCCUCCGCGUCGUGGGAGCCUGCGGGUGCCGGGGUGCAAGAGAGCGCCAAGCCCGCGGGGGACGAGCCCUGGGACCCCCGCGACAUGCUGGACAACACGCAGGACGACAUACAGAUGAUCCCGCAGCUCUUCGAGCCGCUGCACGGGGCCACGUGGUUCAGCAAGCUGGAGCUGCGGGGCACCAUCGUGGAGGAGGGGGCCAGCAUCACCCAUGUGGAGGACGUGUGGCGGGCGGCCUUCGGCCUGCAGGACGUGGACGCGAGCGGCUACCGGCCCUUCGCCGUCUGCGCGGACCCCAUCAUCCGGCAGCGGGUGGUGCACUUCAUCCUCAGGGACAUGCUGGGCUACUUUGUGCUCUCCUACGGCCGGGACGUGCUCGUCUACUCCAUGAGCCAGGAGGAGCACUUCCAGCACGUGCGCCAGGUCCUGCUGCGGCUCCGCCGGCACCGCGUCUACUGCUCCCUGGACCGCACCCAGUUCCACCGCCACACCGUGGAGUUCCUGGGCUUCGUCAUCAACCCCAAGGGCGUGCGGCUCAACAAGAGCAUCGUCAACACCGUCACCGGCUACCCCAUCCCGGGCUCCAAGCGCUCCCUGCGCCACCUCAUCCAGUUCGUCUUCCCCUACCGCCACUUCGUGGAGCGCUUCGCGGGGCUGGCCGAGCCCAUGGUGCGCCAGCUGCUCAGCGACCUGCCCUUCCGCUGGGGCGACGAGGAGCAGGAGGCCUUCGAGGGCCUGAAGCGCGCCUUCCGCAAGGCGCCCCUGCUGCACCACCCCCGGCCCCAGCGCACCUUCUACUUGGACACGGGCGUGACGCGCGCGGCCCUGCACGCCGCCCUCGUCCAGGUGGACGAGCAGACGGGCAAGCGCGUGUGCUGCGCCUUCUACUCCCGCCACCUGGCCCCGCUCGAGCGCCGCUACUCCCCGCUGGAGGCGAGGCUCCUCCCCGUCCGGGCCGCCUUCAUGGUGUGGCACCGCGUCCUGGAGAACACCGAGGAGCCCAUCAUGAUCCUUCUCAACACAGAGGAUCUAGCCUCUCUGAAUAAUGACAGGCUCACCGUACUUCUCCCGGGGCAAUGGGCCUGCUUCUUCUCCCGCUUCCACUUCGACGUCAUGGAGCGGCCCGAGGGCGAGGACGGCCGCCCGCUGCCCCCGGGCCGGCGCCGCCGGGGCGAGCCGCGGGACCGGGACGCGCGGCAGGAGUACCUGGCCCGCAUCCCGGUCGAGCAGAUCCUGGCCGACUUCCUGACCCACUUCGGCGUGGCCCAGAUCCGCGCCGUCCUCCUGCACUUCUUCCGGGGCCUCCUGUUCUGGAAGAACGCCUUGGCCGUGGCCGCCCUGCUGGUGAUGCUGCGCCGGCCCCGGCCGCGGGCGCUGCCCCCCGCGCCCACGCCCGCGGAGGCGGCCCGCGCGGGCGCCCUGGCGCGCCGCCGCUCCCUGCGCUCCCUGCUGGACGCCGACCCGCUGACCGGCCGCCGCCUCGCCGCGGCCAUCGGCCGGCUGCUGGCGCGGCUGCCCCCGCUGGUGGGCGUCCACACGGUGCCCGCCCAGGAGCUGGCCGAGCUGGUGCUGGGCCCCGGGCCCUGGCAGCGCCGCGCGCUGCGGCCCCAGCCCGCCCGGGGGCUGCGCUUCACCCCCGGCUUCUGGCUCCUCCUCUGCGAGCUCUUCGGGGUCAGGCUGACCCCCGCCGAGGACCCCCUCCUCGGCGCCCUGCCCCCCGCGCUGCACGCCGGGGACGACGACGAAGGCGUCUCGCGAGCGGCCCUGCACGGCGCCCUGCAACGUUGCCGCCAGGCGGGCUUGCACGACGGCCUGCAAGACACCUCGCAGGACGCGCGGGGAGCCGGCGACGUGCAGCGGGGCCACCUCCUCCUCGUCCUCCCCGCGCCCCGGCGGGCCGCCGCCGCCCUCCUGCGCCUCCUGCGCGCCCGGCUGGACGAGCUGCCCGAGCUGCCCGAGCUGCCCGAGGCCGAGGACGCUGACCACGCCGGCCGCUGA
Sorex araneus (European shrew) is the source of this 3840-nucleotide messenger RNA. It is a transcript of the gene RTL1, whose product is annotated as retrotransposon Gag like 1. The record is from RefSeq and is a predicted model, not a curated record. Lineage: Eukaryota; Metazoa; Chordata; Mammalia; Eulipotyphla; Soricidae. Bases 1 to 3840 code for a protein of 1279 amino acids. The transcript has a single exon.